GACCCUAAACACUAACUUUAACUUGUGUCUGUCCCAGAUUAAUUGUAAUAUUUUUCAAAAAACCAGGCACAGGUUCUCAUGUGUUUCCAUCUGGACCAACACAAGAGUUUCAACCAUGCUUGGCAACACAUGGAGGAGACGCAAGGAUGGCAAAUAUACAAGCGGUGGGGGAACUAAAACAGCAGUGCCAGCAAGUGCAGCCACAAACUGAGGAGACAAAAGCUGCAUUUACAGAUGUUGUGCUGAUAUCUUUUCGGAUGCCACAGGAGAAGUAUCCGAUCUAUCAGCACCUGGCAUUGGAAGAGUUUUUACAUUUAGUGGUGGAAGUAGACAACUAUAUUCUGUGUGAAAUCUGUCCGCGCCAUUUGCUGAAGAAUGCCAUGGAAACAUCAACAUCUGAUUAUUUUUUUCCUAUGCCUGCACCAUUAUUAAGACAAUUGAGACCAGAUUUUAAAUACGAGAAGCUAUAUACUUUCACCGAGAGACUAGAAAAUUGGAGGCUUCUUUAUAAACAACGGGUCAAUGGAAAGCUUGACAUUUACUAUAGGCACGGCAAAUCUGACAAGUUUUUCCGGUCAAUGGUGGAAGUCGUCAAUUUUAUAAUGUAUGAAAUUUAUCCCUGUCACUUGGUGAAGAUUGCUAGGGGGAAACCAAUGGCGGAGCCUUCGAAAACCGAAAGCAAGAAGAGAAGCGGAUGAACUGCUGAAGUUUCUCAUAACAACCAUGAACAGGAGAUUAAGACUACAAUAACCCAGAAGGAAGCAGUCAAAUCUUUUCUGAAAUAAGCUCACAACAAUCUCCAAAAUCUUUUCAAUAAUAAAAACCGUGAUGAGAGCAGUACUAAAGUCAAUAAAAAACCUCGGAGGAUAUCUGAUUGAGAGAUUUGAAUUUUAUUAUUAUAUAAAUUGACAGAAUAUAAAAAAAUUUGGCUUGAUAUUAAAGUAAGAUUUAUGGGCUCAUUAGGAUGACGACAAGAUAAAAAGGCUUAGCUUGACAUUGUAGUGAUGUAAGAUUUACUGACUCUUUAUGAUGACAACAAGAUUGUAAGUUAGAGCUUGGUAUUAGACUGAUGUAAGAUUUAUGAACUCCUUAUGAUGACGACAAGAUAACAAGUUUGAGUUUGAUAUUAUGAUUACAUAGGAUUUAUGA
This is a messenger RNA of Mangifera indica (mango), 1149 nucleotides long. RefSeq lists its product as uncharacterized. The transcript has 6 exons. The coding region runs from base 147 to 698 and encodes 183 amino acids. Lineage: Eukaryota; Viridiplantae; Streptophyta; Magnoliopsida; Sapindales; Anacardiaceae. The record is from RefSeq and is a predicted model, not a curated record.